AUGAUUUUUCCACCAGCCUACCCCCCAUUACAUGGUGAAACACGAGCCCUUCGACAACCUUCACAUCGGAUACUACCCAUGGAAGCAAGUCGAUCAUUACCCACCUACUUUCGAUGGCGUCGCCCUCAUUACAGAGGAAAUCCGAUUAUGCUCGUCAAGAAGUUCUUGCUAAAGGGCGCAUAUCUGAGGAUUACCGUUACGUUCUUCAUGGCGUCUUCCGAAGUUGGACAAGGAAUUCGACUUGGGGUCAAAUAUUGGAGUUUCUUAUUCAAAGGCGAAGAAAGUUUCUCGACAACUAUUUCUGUCCGUUGUCAGCCGAAAAGGUGA
Messenger RNA from Marasmius oreades (fairy-ring Marasmius), 327 nucleotides. RefSeq lists its product as uncharacterized. The coding region runs from base 1 to 327 and encodes 108 amino acids. The record is from RefSeq and is a predicted model, not a curated record. The transcript has a single exon. Lineage: Eukaryota; Fungi; Basidiomycota; Agaricomycetes; Agaricales; Marasmiaceae.